This is a messenger RNA of Tauraco erythrolophus (red-crested turaco), 2103 nucleotides long. Lineage: Eukaryota; Metazoa; Chordata; Aves; Musophagiformes; Musophagidae. The record is from RefSeq and is a predicted model, not a curated record.
AACUACCUCUGGAGCACCGAGGACCUCCUGGGCCAGGGUGCCACGGCCUGCGUCUACAAAGCUCGUAACAAGAAAUCAGGGGAGCUGGUUGCUGUGAAGGUCUUUAAUAACGCCAGCUACCUCCGGCCCCAGGAGGUCCAGAUGAGAGAGUUCGAGAUGCUGAGGAAGUUGAACCACAAAAACAUUGUCAAAUUAUUCGCUGUGGAGGAGAUGGGCAGCAGCAAGCAGAAGGUGCUGGUGAUGGAGUACUGCUCGAGUGGCAGCUUGCUGAACGUGCUGGAAGAUCCGGCGAACGCCUUCGGCUUGGCCGAGUCCGAGUUCCUCAUCGUGCUGCAGUGCGUGGUGUCGGGGAUGAACCACCUCCGCGAGAACGGCAUCGUCCACAGAGACAUCAAACCCGGCAACAUCAUGCGGCUGAUGGGGGAAGAUGGGCAGAGCAUCUAUAAGCUGACGGAUUUUGGGGCUGCCCGAGAGCUGGAUGAUGAUGAAAAGUUUGUCUCUGUCUAUGGGACGGAGGAAUAUCUCCACCCGGACAUGUACGAGCGAGCGGUCCUGCGCAAGCCGCAGCAGAAGGCGUACGGCGUCACCGUCGACCUCUGGAGCAUCGGUGUCACCUUCUACCACGCUGCCACCGGCGCCCUCCCCUUCGUCCCCUUCGGGGGACCCCGCAGGAACAAGGAGGUCAUGCACAAAAUCACCACGGAGAAGCCUCCCGGAGCCAUCGCGGGGAUCCAGAGGCAGGAGAACGGGAGCAUCGAGUGGAGCUACGAGCUGCCCGUCACAUGCCGGCUCUCCGCGGGCCUGAAGGACCAGCUGAUCCCCAUCUUGGCUAACAUCCUGGAGGUGGACCAGGAGAAAUGCUGGGGCUUCGACCAGUUUUUCGCAGAAACCAACGACAUUCUGCACAGGAUCGUGGUCGACGUCUUCUCCCUGCAGCAGGCUUCCUCCCAUCGCGUCUACAUCCACUCCUACAACACUACCACCAAGUUUUUAGAUGCUGUCUUCAAACAAACAAACAUAGUCCCUCACCAUCAAGAAUAUUUUUUUGAAGGUCAUCUCUAUGAGUUGGAUCCUAAUCUACAAGCUCAUAAUUUCUGCAAAACCACAGAGCGCAGCCCUCUGACCUUGCUGAGCACUGCUGAGCAACCAGAAGAUGUGGUAGGAGUCAGAUACAGAGACCCGGCACUCGAGUUCCCAAAGUUUGUCCCCAAGGUGGACGUGGUGGCUGACUGCAGUGCAGCCAAGCCGCCUCCGGAGAGUGCAGGACCCCCACGUACCCUCACACGUGGGAACCUGAAAGCGGAGUGCUCAAGGAUUCUGGAGCAGAGGAGAGGGGCUCUUUCGGUGCUCACCUGCCUGCAGCUCACCGAGGUGAAGACCCACGUGUUGUACGAGGCUGUUUCUGGAGGCAGCGGGAUGCCAGCUCUGAAGGAUGUGGCCAUGGUGAAGACAAGGCUGCAAAGGGUCGCCGAGGAGCUCUCCCAGUGCUCCCACAACAUCUUUGACUUUCAAGGGGCGCUGGAUGGCAUUUUAUCCGAACUGGGGAAGCAAAGGCAACAAGUGCACGAAGACAAAAGCAUCCGGCAGAUCGAGUCCUGCCUGGAGAAGAUGCAGCUGAUCCACAGGCAGUUCAGGAAGGCCCGGACAUCUCUGCGGCUGGGCUACAACGAGGAGCAAAUACACAAGCUGGAUAAGGUGAAUUUAGGGCAUUUGGCCAGGAAGGUUCUGUUGAUUUUCCAGGACAGCUGUGUCCAGCAGUACCAGGAGGCCCUGGCCCUGCACGGCAGCAGGAUGAGGAAAGUUUGUGAGAUAAAGAAGCAUUUGAAGAGACUCAGCAACCGCAUCAGCACCUGCAGCGUGGAGACGAUGGAGUGCCAGGAUUGCCUGCAGAGCGCUCUGGACAGGUUUCUCCAGAUGGAGAAACAGAGUUUGGCCCCAGUUCUUCCCGUGCCUUCAGCCGUCCAGCUGAGCCAAGCACGCCAGGAGAUGGCUUUUCGGAUGCAGGAGCUCCUGGAGCAGAUGAGGUCAGUAACUUGUAAUCUCGAGCUCAACAACAGCAUCAUUGAGCGGUUGAGUGGGGCUGCCCCCACUCCCGGUAUUUGA